Messenger RNA from Coccomyxa subellipsoidea C-169, 1564 nucleotides. Its product is annotated as ubiquitinating enzyme. The transcript has 4 exons. The record is from RefSeq and is a predicted model, not a curated record. NCBI's taxonomy places the organism in Eukaryota, Viridiplantae, Chlorophyta, Trebouxiophyceae, Coccomyxaceae. Bases 337 to 870 code for a protein of 177 amino acids.
GGUGAUCCAAAGCUUUCAUGUGUCGCUGGACUUUUCCAACGUCUUCCAUUUCAGUCUGCAUUCGCAGCCCGUUUAGGUAGUAUCCGUGCGAGGCAGCUUUUAUACCGCUUCCAUCUCAGAUUGCCCAGACACGAAUCUAUUCGCCGGGCCGUCAGAAACGGGCAUUGGCCGUUUGAAGCCUCGGCCGUCAGGUAGAAUUAAUAUUGCGGGCUGCAGACAAGUUUCAAAGCUUGGUCUUGCGAUAACGUGAGGGACCGGAGGAGUAAGGGGCUUCAGGCAAUCUUUCCACGUGGUCACCGGUGACCUUCUGCCAAGGGUGGGAAAGGAGCAGUCACAAUGAGCAUGCAGAUCGGCCACAGCCCCACAAGGCUAGCGGCAGGGCACAACAAGCCAGCGCAGCUGCCCAACAUUACGCACGUGGACAGCCAUGCGGUGACUAAGCGGCUGCAGUCAGAGCUCAUGUCACUCAUGGCGUCAGCGGACCCGGGCGUGUCAGCCUUCCCGGAUGGUGACUCGCUGUUUGCAUGGCUGGGCACCAUUCACGGCGCAAAGGGCACGGUCUACGAGGGCCUCAGCUACAAACUCUCGCUCAAGUUUCCCACAGAUUACCCGUUCAAGGCGCCGUUGGUGAAGUUUGAGACGGCCUGCUUCCACCCCAACGUGGACCAGUACGGCAACAUCUGCCUAGAUAUCCUCAAGGACAAGUGGAGCGCGGCCUACAGCGUGCGCACCGUGCUGCUCUCAAUCCAGUCCCUGUUGGGCGAACCCAACAAUGACUCACCCCUCAACGCUUAUGCUGCCAAGCUGUGGGAGAACCAAGUGGAGUACAGGAGAGUACUGCACAAGAAGUACGCGGAGCUGCAGAAAUAGGAGUCCAAGGGGAGAGCACAGCAGCAUGCAAGGACUUCACCGUCAUGGGACUCAGAAAUGCAUGCACCCAAACUUUGCUCAGCCACCAGCCGCAAGUUUGGAGCCUUACCAAGUUGCUCAGCAGUGCUUUGAGGAACCGGCGGGUCACAGGACAAACAUGCGGGGCUGUUUGCAUGGCUGCACAAAGCUUGUGCUCAGAUGACCACAGGACGCUGGAGUGUGAUUGGAUGGUAUGGAUGUCUGGGAAUUUUAUGACAGUCAAGGAAACAUGCAGAAUCUGCAAAUUGCCUUUGGAAAACUGAGUUGAAACGCAAUGUGCCCAUACGCGCAUGAACACUAUGAAUACUAUGCGAUGACAGAUGCUACUUCAACAAGACUUGGACUAUGUGGUGGUGAGGACUGCAGCCAUGCUGCGCAGAGCCAUAGAAUGUCUGCUUGAGCUCAUGUGCUUUCAAUGGUCCUUGCGGCGGCCAUCUGCAGGAGUGCAGCUGUUUGCUAGAAAGUAGCCCACAGAAUCGCCUGCUUUAGAUAGGUCUGCUUUGUGCCUCAAUGCGGCUGUCGUCGUGCAAGCAGUUCCAAUAUUGUGGCAUGAAGGCAUGCAAUCGUUUCAUCCCUUUCAUCUUACCGGAAGAGCUCGAGAUAUCUAUGUUAAGGAUCCGACCAAGGAUAAUGAAGGUGUAAUGCUGCUGUGCUC